AUGACAACCUAUGAGAAAACAAUCAAGUUCUUGACACCAUUCUUGGCUGCCAAAAGCAUCAAUCCAUCCUCAGGAAAGCCCUUUUUUCUCGGAAUUGAAGGUCCGCAAGGUUCCGGGAAAACAACACUAUCCAGAACUCUUGCAAAAGAGAUCCCGAGGUUAUACCCCAAAUUAAAAGUAAUUGCAUUUUCCAUGGAUGACUUUUAUUUAACGUAUGAAAAGCAAAACAAACUAGCGAAUCAGAAUCCAGACAAUAUCCUGUUGAGCGGGCGCUUUCUUGGUACCCAUGACUUGGAUUUGCUUAAUAAAUGUAUGACAAGGCUCUCCAAAGAAAAUGAUGGUGUUGACAUCCCUGUUUACGAUAAAUCUAAACAUGAUGGAAAAGGUGAUCGAUUACCAUUCAUGAAUUGGACCCAUAUAGUUGGUCCGGUGGAUGUUGUAAUUUUUGAAGGAUGGUUUAACGGAUAUCGUUCAUAUAAAGAGAGCAGUGACGUUUUGAAGCAGUGGAAAGUUUUGAAAUUUCAGCAUCCCAUUGCUUGUGAAGGAAUUAGUGAUAACAAUAUUGUCCGGUUGAAUCAAGAUCUUGCAGAAUAUGAAUGUAUUUGGAAAUUUUUUGAUGCUUUCGUAGGCAUCACCACAGACAACAUCGAGAAUGUGUACAAGUGGAGAUUACAACAAGAACAUGACUUGAUAAAAUCAGCUGGAUCUGGUAUGACUGAUAAGGAGGUUCAUCGGUUUGUGGAUAGAUAUAUGCCGGGAUACUGGCUAUUUUAUGGAAGUUUAGGCCUAACUAUGAAGCAGUUUCCUAGCAUAAAUGUUUGCAUUGAUGAGAAAAGAAAUGUCAUUAGAUGCAGCAGUAGAAGUCAUCUUUAG
Molecule: messenger RNA, 873 nt
Organism: Brettanomyces bruxellensis
Lineage: Eukaryota; Fungi; Ascomycota; Pichiomycetes; Pichiales; Pichiaceae
Exons: 1
Coding region: 1-873 (290 amino acids)
Cellular component (GO): cytoplasm
Molecular function (GO): ATP binding; kinase activity
Source: RefSeq, a predicted model, not a curated record